AACAAAAUAACGUUGAAUUAGCCUUCAAUUUGGAAAUAGUUUUGUGUAAACAUGUUAUGUAAAUUAUUCGUGUUAAGUGCAGUUUUAUGUUAACACCAGACUGGAUCCUUUGGUGGAUUCCGAAUUCGGACAUCUAAACACCGUUCCGCAAUAUGAGCACGGGAAUGGAAUAUCUGGACUUGGUCAGCUUCUUUGCACAUGCAAAGCCUCCGAAACCCCAGGAAAUGAGGCCUUGCAACCAGCACGAGAUCCUGCUGCAGCUCAUCUGCAAUCGCCGGCAAUCGCUGAGCAAGGCCCAAAUGGCUGAUCUCCUGUGGAACAUGACCAGUGGUCCGAAAAAGAAGCUCAAGAGAAGGCAGUGCGGCGGCAUGGACAACCGGAAUCCAUCAGAACCGACCGAUAUUGAGGUGGUGUUCGGGUGCAGGGAGAAAACACCACCUUCCACCAUUUCGCACAGAGGCUGGGAAAGAUCACGCAUCGAGUGGCUGCGCAAGCUGGAGGUUCAGCGGAGGCAGUGCUACCAGGCGUGGCAGGAAACACCCGGACCCGAUGCCAGCAUCAACGCAGGUAUGAAGUCCAGCAAGAAGGAGAAGGAAUGCGGAAAAUCCCCAAUAAAGAACACGCCAUGCGAGAAACACAACAAAAACCAGAACCAAGCCGGCGGUAGAGAGAAGGACAAGCACAAGAAGAAGACCAGGACCAAGAGGAAGCUACCCGGCUGCUGGGCCUUCCUGCCCUUCGGAUGCGGCUUGAACCUCGCCAACGAUUCCAGCUGCCAGGACGUGCCCCACCGCAGAGAGAGUUCGUGAUUUGCCUUUUUCGACCAGCCAGCACUUUGAUUUCGAUUUCCAGAUUCGCUGGCACCGCAAUUAAAUUCGCCUACAGACGUCGUCUAGUGCCAGAUGCCAAAGUUGCAUUCUGCGGCCUAAGGACGAGUCUGAUUCCCAGUCACGGCCUAAUUUGAUGAAAUCGUCAAGUGCCAAGUAGAAGGCAAAGUUUUUGAAAUCGGCGCGGAACUCGAAGUUGGUCUGCGGUUCAACAGGGCAAUGUGUACUUCAACCAGGAAGAUAGAACAUCAUAAAGGCUAGCAACAUACAUACUUCAAAAUACAAGUACUUUGGGUUUCGUGCUUGAUGCAGGAUCUUUAAUUAAAUAGAAUUGCUAAGCCGAAGGCUCCUAUUUUGGUACAUUUUUAUUAGCAGAACAUUUCGCUGACUACUUAAUUUGGUCUUUUAAGUUCGUUUAUAAAAUGAUUUGAGUGAAUUAAAUUUCAGCAUCCAACU
Drosophila melanogaster (fruit fly) is the source of this 1283-nucleotide messenger RNA. RefSeq lists its product as uncharacterized. NCBI's taxonomy places the organism in Eukaryota, Metazoa, Arthropoda, Insecta, Diptera, Drosophilidae. The transcript has a single exon. The record is from RefSeq and is marked reviewed. Bases 153 to 809 code for a protein of 218 amino acids.